AUGUCACUCAUUCUAAAACGAUUUGCCUCCUCGACGCAACCGCUGCCCGAUAAGAAAGCCCAAGCAGCCCAACUUGCCGUCCAGUCACUCAAAGAUUUCGGCUCUCUUUUAUCGCCAUCGUCGGACGAUGCAACCCAACCAAUAGAUACGAAACCCAUCUAUGCCAAUCCACAACUUUUUCCCGCAUUAUCUCUCUUGCAUCAGGGUCAAGUCGUUGAUGAAUUACAGCUGAAGUACGACAAGAACUGGAACAAGUUGAGCAAAGAGGACAAAUUGUUGGGGUAUUUCAUCUCGUAUGGCGAUUGGGGCGUGCGUGAAAAAUUCUCCAAUUGGAAUAAAGCAGAUUCAGCUCCGUUGGACUUACCGUUCCAUGUGCCGAGCAAGUUAAAGAGUUUGCACCCGAAGGACUCAGAUAUGGUUAUGAAAUUGGAGCCGGUCAAGUUGAGUGAAACGCCGGUGAGAAUUAAUCAAUUUGAUUAUAAAAAGAUGGAUCCUGCUAGUAAAGUGUGCAUAUACUUGAUUGUGUUUAUUGCUAUGCUUGCAAUAUACCGUGAUAAGAAUAUAGGUGAGGCUGGUAGGCCGGUUGAAGUCAAGAUUGAAGACCAGUAUGAGGUAGCGAGACAACAGGAGAUUCAGGAGAAACAACAACGAGAAAUUGAGGAACAAGAGAGGGAGAAACAGAGACAAGGUCGAAAAUGGUAUUAUCUUUGGUUAAAGUAA
This is a messenger RNA of Lodderomyces margitis, 720 nucleotides long. RefSeq lists its product as uncharacterized. The record is from RefSeq and is a predicted model, not a curated record. The coding region runs from base 1 to 720 and encodes 239 amino acids. The transcript has a single exon. NCBI's taxonomy places the organism in Eukaryota, Fungi, Ascomycota, Pichiomycetes, Serinales, Debaryomycetaceae. Gene Ontology annotation, biological process: mitochondrial electron transport, cytochrome c to oxygen.